AUGCUUUAUGAGCAUAGCACACCAAUUGGUAUGUCUCCAUACAAGCUAGUCUAUGGAAAAGCCUGUCAUUUUUCUUUAAAACUUGAGCACAAAGCAUAUUGGGCAAUCAAAGAGCUAAAUAUGUCUUUGGAUGAAGCUGGAAAGAAAAUAAAGCUACAACUGUGUGAAAUUGAGGAACAAAGACAUAUGUCUUAUGAAAAUGCCAAGCUCUCUAAAGAACAGACAAAGAAGUGGCAUGAUAACAUAAUCCAGCACAGAGUUUUGAAAGAAGGACAUAAAGUCCUCUUGUUCAACUCUAGGUUGAAACUAUUCCCAGGAAAGCUCAAGUCUAGGUGGUUUGGACCUUUUUCCAUUUAUAAGGUUUACUCUUAUGGAGCAGUUGACCUAAUUAACCCGGAGGACAACACCGUGUUUAAAGUGAAUGGGUAA
This is a messenger RNA of Cynara cardunculus var. scolymus (artichoke), 429 nucleotides long. RefSeq lists its product as uncharacterized. Bases 1 to 429 code for a protein of 142 amino acids. The record is from RefSeq and is a predicted model, not a curated record. The transcript has a single exon. NCBI's taxonomy places the organism in Eukaryota, Viridiplantae, Streptophyta, Magnoliopsida, Asterales, Asteraceae.